Haemonchus placei is the source of this 207-nucleotide messenger RNA. NCBI's taxonomy places the organism in Eukaryota, Metazoa, Nematoda, Chromadorea, Rhabditida, Trichostrongylidae. The record is from the annotation of a GenBank genome assembly.
AUGUCAACUCUGCAACAACUUUCGGGCCUUUCAGCCCCUCUUCUACCGGGAUCAGCUCUCAGCAAUGCACAAUGGGCAAGCUCGCAGUCUUCGAGUCAGACCUGGAUCGAUACGGUGACGAUUUUUAGAAUUUUUCACGCGGUUGCCACCAAUGGCUUAUUUGCCUAUUUACUGAUCUGCGAGAAUUCUAGCUGCAGUUAUUGCUAG